CCCAAUCCUGAAGAGAAGUACAAGGAAAGAGAAGAAGCAAUCCCAGAUUCCCAUUUCUUCCCCUUUUCUCUCUUUCUAACUACAAACAUAAAUACAUUACUACAAUUUAGGGUUUGUAUAUAUCUUCCUUGUUUCUUGCAUAGUUUUGGUUGCAAUUUGUGAGAAGUAUAAAGGAUCUAAGACUAACCCAGAAGAAGAAAGGUUAUUGUUGAGUAAAGAUAUAUACUUUCACAGACAUAGAUAUAAACAAGGGCUUGUGACUGCUGAGAAGUGUUGACCAUGGGUAGGGGGAGAGUGGAGCUGAAGAGAAUAGAGAACAAGAUAAAUAGGCAGGUUACGUUUGCUAAGAGGAGGAAUGGACUGCUCAAGAAAGCUUAUGAGCUCUCAGUUCUGUGUGAUGCUGAGGUGGCCCUCAUCAUCUUCUCUAACCGGGGCAAGCUUUAUGAGUUCUGUAGCAGCUCCAACAUGCUCAGGACUCUUGAAAGGUACCAAAGAUGCAGUUAUGGAGCAGUAGAAGUCAGCCACUCAGCCAAAGAGAUUGAGCAAAGCAGCUACAAGGAGUACCUGAAGCUGAAAGGCAAAUAUGAGUCACUACAACGAUAUCAAAGACACCUUCUUGGAGAUGACUUGGGACCGCUAAAUAUAAAUGAUCUCGAACAUCUUGAACAUCAACUAGAAUCAUCCUUGAAGCUUGUAAGGUCCACAAGGACACAAGUUAUGCUGGAUCAGCUUUCUGAUCUCCAAACAAAGGAGAAGUUGUGGCUUGAGGCUAAUAAGGCAUUAGAAAGGAAGCUGGAAGAUAUUUAUGCUGAGAAUCACCUUCAUCAGUCGUGGGGAGGUGGUGGUGAGCAGAGCAAUACAUACAGCCAACAGCAUUCUCAAUCUCAGGGGUUUUUUCAGCCCCUGGAAUGCAGCUCAGGCUUGCAAAUUGGGUACAAUCCUGCAAGUUCAAGCCAAAUAACUGCAGUGACUAAUGCUCAAAAUGUCAGUGGAUUAGUUCCGGGCUGGAUGCUUUGACAAAUUAAUCUCCAGAUCAAUAUUCCAACCCCGGUCCAUUUUCUUUCUAAAGUGAAGAUAUAUGCUGAUGGUUUCCCCUUGUACGUAAGCCUGUAAUAAAUUAUGCAGCUAUCAAUGAUUAAAACGAUAGUAUUUGUCAGUCCAGUCCAACAAGAACGAAUUUAAGUACGAGAUCAGGUAGAUCAUGCUACCUGGUUCUAGUGUUAUAAGAAGGUGUAUUUGACAUCAAGUGUAUUGGCAAACAAAUUUUAUUUCGCAGAGUUAUCUGCGUAAAAUAUGGAGUUCAUUUCGGUGCA
Molecule: messenger RNA, 1313 nt
Organism: Coffea eugenioides
Lineage: Eukaryota; Viridiplantae; Streptophyta; Magnoliopsida; Gentianales; Rubiaceae
Product: developmental protein SEPALLATA 1-like
Exons: 8
Coding region: 280-1017 (245 amino acids)
Biological process (GO): positive regulation of transcription by RNA polymerase II
Cellular component (GO): nucleus
Molecular function (GO): RNA polymerase II cis-regulatory region sequence-specific DNA binding; protein dimerization activity; DNA-binding transcription factor activity, RNA polymerase II-specific
Source: RefSeq, a predicted model, not a curated record